ACCGCUGGAAUCUGAUAUCGUGGGGGUGAGGUGAGAGCAGGCCCAGGGAGGGAGGUUACCACUGAGGAGCUGCAGCUGCUAUCAAGAUGAUAGAAGUAUUGACAACAACUGACUCUCAGAAACUGCUACACCAGCUGAACACUUUGUUGGAACAGGAGUCUAGAUGUCAGCCAAAGGUCUGCGGCUUGAGACUAAUUGAGUCUGCACACGAUAAUGGCCUCAGAAUGACUGCACAGCUGAGGGACUUCGAAGUGAAAGAUCUUCUUAGUCUCACUCAGUUUUUUGGCUUUGACACGGAGACAUUUUCUCUAGCUGUGAAUUUACUGGACAGAUUUCUGUCUAAAAUGAAGGUACAGCCCGAGCACCUUGGAUCUGUUGGUCUGAGCUGUUUUUAUUCGGCUGUAAAAUCAAUAGAAGAGGAAAGGAAUGUGCCACUGGCAACUGACUUGAUCCGGAUAAGUCAGUAUAGGUUCACGGUUUCAGACUUGAUGAGAAUGGAAAAGAUUGUAUUGGAGAAGGUGUGUUGGAAAGUCAAAGCUACUACUGCCUUUCAGUUUCUGCAACUCUAUUAUUCACUCAUUCAAGAGAACUUGCCAUUUGAAAGGAGAAAUAACCUUAAUUUUUAAAGACUGGAAGCUCAACUUAAGGCAUGUCACUGCAAGAUCAUAUUUUCUAAAGCAAAGCCUUCUGUGUUGGCUUUGUCUAUCACUGCAUUGGAGAUCCAAGCACAGCAGUGUGUGGAGUUAACAGAAGGAAUAGAAUGUCUUCAGAAACAUUCCAAGAUAAAUAGCAGAGAUUUGACCUUCUGGCAAGAGCUUGUAUCAAAGUGCUUAAUUGAGUAUUCAUCAAACAAGUGUUCAAAACCGAAUGUUCAGAAGUUGAAAUGGAUUGUGUCUGGGCGUACUGCACAGCAACUGAAGCAUAGUUACUACAGAAUAGCUCACCUUCCAACAAUUCCUGAAAUGGUUCCUUAAUUCAUGAAUUUGGAUCAUUGUUAUUCUCCAUAAAGGAAAUUAUCAGUGCUAUAAUUUUCUUUUACAAUGGAAGAAUUAAAAUAUCAUUUCUCUUCAAAGUAAAAAAA
Molecule: messenger RNA, 1081 nt
Organism: Oryctolagus cuniculus (rabbit)
Lineage: Eukaryota; Metazoa; Chordata; Mammalia; Lagomorpha; Leporidae
Source: RefSeq, a predicted model, not a curated record